AUGUCUCGCGAAAAUCCUCUUCCGAAUACAACGACGGGCAACGAAAAGCCGUCGCCGCGAAACAUUGCAGUCAUUGCGUGGACUGGGAUGGACCUAACAGACUUCACCAGCUCGAUUGAGGUCUUUUCGCAUGUGCGCGAUGCAUCGCGUGCCCGACUGUACAAGACGACGACUGUCGGCGACGAUGAAAUCUCCAUCACGUCUCAGGGCACCGCCAUCAAACGAGAAAUUACUACUGAAGACUUUAUCGCCAACAAAAAAAGCUUCGACAUACUGGUCAUACCAGGCGGCGGAGGCUUCACAGGCGAGAGUAUGCCCCAGCCCGCUGGCUUGCUAUCGGCACUGCGCGAGUUCAAGCAGCUCGAUGGAGGACAAGGUCAGCGAGUGAUCUUGUCCAUCUGUGCUGGCAGUUUCUUUCUCGGGCAAGCUGGCUUGCUGGAAGGAAAAGUUGCGACGGCGCACCCGAAAAGUCUCGCAGACUUGAAGAGGCUGUGUGCAAAGCACGGGGGCUCUACGAUUGUGCGACAGCACUAUGUCGAUGCGGGCCUCUCCGAGACUGGCAUACGCAUAGUCACAUCCGCUGGUAUUACCAGUGGAUUUGAUGCUGCUUUGUAUGUGGUGGAAACAGAGCACGGUUUUCCGGCAGCGGACAUGGCUCGGGCUAUUAUGGACGCGGAGUACCGCCGAGAGGCUUUACCUUUUGGUAUAUUCUAG
Molecule: messenger RNA, 714 nt
Organism: Akanthomyces muscarius
Lineage: Eukaryota; Fungi; Ascomycota; Sordariomycetes; Hypocreales; Cordycipitaceae
Exons: 1
Coding region: 1-714 (237 amino acids)
Source: RefSeq, a predicted model, not a curated record